AACCAGACCCAAGUGGAUUUAGUGACUGACAGCUAAUCGGAUCCCGGCCGCUUUAACAUCUCUUGCUCAGAAACUGACCAGCACGGCGCCUCCUUACCGAACCCCUCGGUCAGCGCGGGCCGGAGCAACUCGAGAUCCGCGGGGAAGUUCUUCGAUUGCUCGCUAGGGUUACGGUUGGGAUUGUGUUGAGGGUUAGGGUUAGGGGCUUUCUUGUGGGGAAGAUCGUCGUCGUCUCGAUCGAUGGAGGGCCAGCAGGCGAGGAAGAUGAGGUUCUCAUUCAAGAACGCCACCAUCGUCGUCUGCUUCGUUAAUCUAAUCGCCGCCCUCCUUCUCCUCCAAGGCUUCGUCGGCAUCUCCCACCGGAGGAGCGCCAGCGCCCGUCAGCUCGACCCCGCACAACUUAGAUAUAUCUUGGAGUCUGAAGAGAUACGUCGUGCUAUGGAACCUGUGGAAUUAAUUAAGAGAAUUAAAGAAAUUGAGCAAGAAGCAUUCAAUGAACCAGAGGCUGAAAUACAGCAAGUACCAAAGCAGACUGCUGCAGUUGAUCUGUCAAAGAGGUUGAAAGAUUUAAGAGCAAUGAAUGAUGCCAACAGUCAGAAAGCUCUUGAAGAAUGGCGUAAACGGAAGAUGGAGCGUGCUAGACAACGGGAAAUUGAGAAAAAUGGAACAGUUACAUCUCAAACCGUUUGAGGCUGCAUAGUGUAAUCAGAAGAUGGAGCCUGCUAGACAACAGGAAAUUGAGAAAAAUGGAACCAGUUACACAUCUCAGGUUGGAGGUGUAUUUGCCAUCAUAAAGUUGAUGGCCAGAUUAUGUAACUAUAUGGUGCAUCCAAGCUGCUGUUGCAAGAGUAUUACCUGGUUUUGUCAUGUCUAGACUUGCUCUCUCAGAGUGGUUAGAUGACCGAUGUUUCCCUAAAAAACUGAUAGAUGUUGUCACUUGUAUGGUUAUGGCUUGCUUAAUCCAGAGCAGGUCGGUUUAUUUUUGAGAACAGUCCAUUGCUUUACUUCCUAUGUCUA
Messenger RNA from Elaeis guineensis (African oil palm), 1017 nucleotides. RefSeq lists its product as uncharacterized. NCBI's taxonomy places the organism in Eukaryota, Viridiplantae, Streptophyta, Magnoliopsida, Arecales, Arecaceae. The record is from RefSeq and is a predicted model, not a curated record.